CUCUACCCGGGCCACGCAUCCUGCAAAACGCUUUCGCGGGGAGGCCGACUCGAGCGCUGGCUCAUGUACUGGUCCGUACUCCGUUGCAUCGUCGCUGUAGAAUAUGUCGACGAGUACGAGUGGCCCGUCUCAUGCUGUACGCUCUUCUUCCACUACCUCGCCCUCCCACAAACAUCGGGCUUCGUCUGGCUCUACACGACCCACCUCUGCCCUUUCUUCGUCGCGCACGAGCACGAGAUCGACACCGCGCUCGCCCAGCUCAAGACCUACCUCUAUUCCUACGUCCAGCAG
This is a messenger RNA of Epithele typhae, 291 nucleotides long. RefSeq lists its product as uncharacterized. NCBI's taxonomy places the organism in Eukaryota, Fungi, Basidiomycota, Agaricomycetes, Polyporales, Epitheliaceae. The annotation marks the transcript as partial. The transcript is spliced from 2 exons. The record is from RefSeq and is a predicted model, not a curated record.